Orbicella faveolata is the source of this 3064-nucleotide messenger RNA. RefSeq lists its product as uncharacterized. The record is from RefSeq and is a predicted model, not a curated record. NCBI's taxonomy places the organism in Eukaryota, Metazoa, Cnidaria, Anthozoa, Scleractinia, Merulinidae.
CUCCCGAUCAAGUGACCUCGGCCAAUAGCCAAGACGUGUGGGAGACUCUUUACGGUAAAAAGGGCAAAUUCAAGAAACCUCAGUUCAAAGUCGGGGAUCGCGUCAGACUCAACAAGAAGUUCAGGCAGUUCAAGAAAGGGUAUCUACUAGGGUGGACCGAAGAGGUGUUUGUGGUGCGAGGGGUGCGUUCGGGCAAGGUUCCCACCUACAAGGUGGAAGAAUGGGAUGGUACGGCAGUCGAGGGAACGUUUUAGGCGCGAGAUUUGCAGAAAGUGACCGUGGAAGACGACGAUCUGUUCCGUAUCGACAAGAUCGUCAAACGGAAAGGGGAUAGAGUCUUGGUACGUUGGAAAGGUUGGCCAGUCAAGUACGACAGUCGGUUGGAGAAAAAGGACGUGUUGAAAAAGACAAAAUGAAAGAGUUUUACGUGACGUUGAUGAGCAAUGCCAGCACGGCGGAGUUCCGCGACAACAAAGCCAACAGUUUCAAGAAUCGUCUGCCCCAUCCACUCACGCUCGACGACAAGGAGUGGAAAGUGGGGUUGGCUAGCAUUUCUUACCCGAUCCCCGCUGCACGACCGCAUCAAACGCCCACUCAUCGAACGCACAACUUUGACGAUGAGGAUCUCCUGUGUCAUUUUGAGUGGACCAUUGAAACGUUUAUCAGGACAUCCGAUGGUUCGUGGGUCCCGUCGCGUUACCGUGUGUCAUUUAGCAUCAGCGGGAAGGAACUCCACCAAGACAGAUACAAAGUGACGAGUGGUAAAUCUCUCAUGCAAUACAUCGUCAAUCGUUUGCAUGAUCGCUUGGCCCGGUACAUGGAUCACGAAGGUGAAAGUCUACGAGCUCCGGACGGAAAAAAAUACUACCCCGUGUUCAAAUGGGAUGGAAAUGAUUUGAUUCUGGAUAACACCGACACGUUCCUCGAUGAAUUCGGGGACAGACAACGUCCCAAAGUGUUGUUUGGUCCUAAACUGGUCAAGACCAUGAACUGGAUUAGAGAGGAAGCCUAUGACGUUGUUCACAUGACUACUAAUCUGGUGAAAAUGUUCCAAAACGACCUGGUGCCCAGGGGUUUCAAGAAAGAUUGGACCAACGAUGACACCUCUCGCACAAAUAAUUUUUGGAAUUUGUUGAUGAGCAAUGCCAGCACCGCCGAAUUCCCCGACAACAAGGCCAACAGUUUCAAGAAUCGUCUGCCCCAUCCACUCACGUUCGACGACAAGGAGUGGAAAGUGGGGUUGGCUAGCAUUUCGUACCCGACACCCCCGUUGCGUCAUCCGACUGCAACACCAACCUUCAAACCGCAUGAGGUUGUCUGUACGUUCAGUUGGACCAUGAUUGGACACACCAAAGACAGCUCCGGGUCCAGUGAUCCGACUCCUUUUCGAAUGCAAUUAAUCAUCAAAGGCGAUGACCUGAUCGAGGAUGGAUUCAACAUCACAAGCGGUAAAUCGUUCAUGCAGUACCUCGUUCAUCGAUUGCAAAGUAAAUUGACAUUGUUUGAGACUUCGAAUGGAGAGAGCUUGCGGUCUAAAAAUGGAAAGAAACUAUACCACGUCUUCAGAUGGGAAGGGGACGACCUGAUCCUCGACAAUAGCGACACUGAACUCACCGUUGUGCCUGGAUCCUCAGGAUCUAUUGAACGUCCGGAAGUGAUUUUCAUCCCCUCCGUUGUGCACGUGGAUUGGUCAGCGGGGGAUAACGCUGGUGGAUGGAGUCCCUUCUGGAAAUUCUCGGACGAAGACUUACAACUAGGCUGCUAUUGCAACUGGCGUUUCAUCUAUCUGGACGAAGCCUACCAGAAAUCCUAUGGUGAUAUCGUUACAUCGAAUGCACCUCAUCGCAGUCCCAUGUACGUGUAUUCGAAUGUCGGGCGCAGUACGAUCACAGGGAAUCACAUGACGGAUCUGUUGAGAGAAAUAGCCCACAACCCUACCAUCAUGAGUUUCGAACCCGUCCACGUUCAUUAUAAGUUCGUACGCAGUAACCUCAUGGACAUUCUCGAGACGCAAGUGGCCGAGAACGACGGAAAAUUGGUGAACUUUGUGUCGGAAGGAGAUGCCGGUCUUGUCUCGGCUACCACUACGGAGGUGUAUUUACACGAAAUCUACCAAUACGGCAAAAUACGAAACGGGAUCGAUUCUUUUAAAGCUCUCAUUUUCAAGUUUGAACAGAAAAAGGGAGAGGCUCUACCGUGCAACUGGGACACGUUGACCUUGAGUGACAAGCGUUUGGAUCCCAUUUUUCGAUGGAAAAGCGAGGAUUUGAUCUUGGACAAUUCCUUGCUGGAUCUGAAUGUCAUAAGGAACAAAGUGGCUCCUUCGGAUGACGCAAUAUAUGCGUCUCCCUUUGAGAUCUCGUUUGAAAAGCAUGUGGCUGUGGAUUUUGGUUGGGUGUCGGCCAAAAGGGAUGGAACGCCCAUACUGGGACCCAACAUGCUGAUGGAAUAUGACAACCAAGACGUGAUGGAAGUGGAAAAAUUCUUCAUGGAAAAUGGUAGCAUAGGAAUUAUGAGUGGAUCCCGCGGUAAGAUCAAGGACAUUAUCAAGGACGGUGUCAUCAAAGAGAGGGUCACGAGGAGGUAUAGCAAGAUACCGGAACCGUUUGACACGGAUGAAGUGGACCCUAAGAGCCAUGCUGGAACCGUUCCGACCUCGGCUAGAUUCUGGCGAGAGACCACCAAGAAAAAUUCGUCAGAGAAUCGCAUUCACUUGAGCGGUGUCUGCAGCUGGAGGUUCGUGAACAUCAAGAGAGCCUUCGAAGACGUGGUAGGUGGCCUGUCUCGUUCCCUGUUCAUCUACUCGGAUGCCGGAGGAAGUACUGUGGUGGGGAAUCGAAUGACAGAUUUAUUGCGUAAAGUGAAGUUUUCGAGUAAAGGAGAAGGUAGUCAGUACUUCGAACCGGUGCACAUCCAAUAUAUUCCGGUACGCAAACAAGUCGUGGACAUUAUAGAAGUGAAUGUGGCUGAGACCACUGGAGAAUUGGCGCGACUAGGAUCGGGGAACACGAUACUCACGUUACACUUCAAGAAAACAUGAUCGGAGGAACUUUGAUACGGUUUC